AUUUGUCUGUUUACUUGGUCGCAGAGUUGCCCAUUGCAAGGAGGCACUCGCUUCAGCGUUUUCUGGAGAAGCGCCGGGACAGGUUGGCAAACAAAACUCCAUAUGCUUCAGCAAUGUCGCCCAACAACAUGGAAGUGGUCUCGGAGGGCAGUCCUAAACUCACAUAAUCCCUAUCAGCUAUUACUAAGUCUCUAUUGUCUAAGGAAGAAACUUGAUCCUAAAAAUCCUAGUAUAGACUGCGUGUUGAGUCUCACCUUGUUUGGAUUUGAUUAUGAACUUGUUACUCUCGUCUUUGUCAUAACUAACUAACUAAGCUUUGCUUAAACUAAUUGUUAAUAUAUCUAUAUAUUCAUGGGUUGAUUAAUUGAAGCCUCGCAAGUCUGGCAGACAGCCUAACGAUGGUUGUAAAAUUAGCAGAGGAGUGUUUAAACUGAAAUUAACUUUUUGAAAUUGAUUAAAAUUAAAAAGCUUAUUGUUACAAAAACAGAAGUUUGUUUUGGAUACCAACGGGCACCGCGGUGGCGUUGAGCGGUGGGCAUCGCAGGUCGGAGCAUCCGCGGCCAUUGCUGGCCGCUUAAAAGGACAACAGCGCCGCCUUCGCUGUCGCAACCGCCACCGCCACCUUCAAAUCCAACCCUUCACCGCGCUUUCUGAUUCGUUCGCCGCUCCAUCAUCAUCUAUCGUCGCUCGGCGUCCCCUUCCGCCUCCAGUCGCGGCCGCGCCGGCCCCGGCCGCUAUGCAGAGCUCCUAAAUCAUCCCGUGAAGCAGAAGCGAGGAGGAGAAUAAUAUUGCUUGGAUUGCCUUUUUUUUCUGGCGAGGAUGAAGAAAAAGAGUGCGGAUCUGGUGGUUGAUUUGCCCCGUGACCGCCCCUCGAUGGCAUGGCAGAUCUCCACCGUAGGCGGCGCGGCGGCCGACGGCGGGUGGAACAAGAGGAAGAAGCUGUCGAUGCAGGAGACGACAAGGGAGGCCAAGUGGGAGAAGCGGCAGCGGAUGCUGCUUGCCGUGGAGGAGCAGGAGGAGCAGCAGGCGGAAGAGGUGGAGGAGGGAAGGAAGGUGAGGAGCCUAACGGACGAGGACCUGGACGAGCUGAAGGGGUGCAUUGAGCUAGGGUUUGGGUUCAGCGAGGAAGGGGGCGGCCACGACCUCCGCCACACGCUGCCGGCUCUCGACCUCUACUUCGCCGUCAACCGCCUACGGAACUAUUCGUUGAGCUCGGGUUCCACCUCCAGCGCCUCCACGCCGACCACGCUGAGCCCCCGGAGCGCCGACGGAAGCUCCACUUCAGGCGAAUCCUGGAAGAUUUGCAAUCCAGGGGACGAUCCGCAGCUUGUGAAGACGAGGCUGAGACACUGGGCGCAGGCCGUCGCUUGCUCCCUCCGCCAAAGCUGCUAAACCUUCUUCCAAUUGGCACUCACGUCUCCAUUAUCAGCCACUGUAAACUCCAUCUCCUCCCCUCAUCGUCGUCAUCCAUCUUCGUGUCUCGCCUCCACUUUCUCUCGCUGUACAUUCAAGGAUCCAGCAAUGUCACUCCUUUCCUUUUUUGAUCUACUCGAUUUGCUAUUUGUCA
Molecule: messenger RNA, 1567 nt
Organism: Zingiber officinale
Lineage: Eukaryota; Viridiplantae; Streptophyta; Magnoliopsida; Zingiberales; Zingiberaceae
Product: protein TIFY 3-like
Exons: 3
Coding region: 820-1392 (190 amino acids)
Biological process (GO): regulation of jasmonic acid mediated signaling pathway; regulation of defense response; response to wounding
Cellular component (GO): nucleus
Source: RefSeq, a predicted model, not a curated record